CAUUUUCCACAAACAAACAAAACAAAAUUGGAUUGGAUUGGUCUAAGCAGAUUCGCUGUUGGUGAAGUUUCGCUGCACUGAGCGUUUGUAAAUCUGCGUCGUGGUGCUAAAGGCACAGCUAAGGUUAGUCAGCUGAUUCAUUCACAUGACAAACCCGUUUAGCUUCGGUCCCGUUUACCGGUGCUGUGCAAGUACACAAGAGAAUUGUUUCCAUACGACGGAAACCAUCCUAUUAAAGUUAGUUUGGGGUCUACACGCAGAAGACGGAUGAGUGAGGAUAUCGGACGGUCCACAAACAGCUAACUAUGCUACUAAAAACACACUGAGUCCACACAAAGAGGAGCAGCCAGGGUUAGCUACGCGGCUUCAACACUGUUGAUGUGCUGUUCACUCCUGUAGAUUUUCUGUUUUCACUUCCUCUAGGAACUUGCUCAUAGCUUCCAAAAUGAAUCCAGAGGGGAAGAGGCUUUUAAACAUUGUUAUCCUAGGAUUCGGCUUUAUGUUCAUGUUCACAGCUUUUCAAACAUGUGGCAAUAUAGAGCAAACGGUUAUCAAGAGCUUCAAUAGCACUGAGUUCCAUGGAAGCGGGUAUACGAGUAUGGCCAUCAUCUAUGGAGUUUUCUCUGCAUCCAACCUGAUCGCUCCUUCAGUGGUGGCUGUCAUUGGACCACAGCUAUCAAUGUUCUUUAGUGGGCUUUUGUACAGCGGCUACAUCGCCAUGUUCAUUUACCCGUACACAUGGAGCUUCUACACAGCGUCUGUGUUGGUUGGAAUUGGAGCAGCGGUGCUCUGGACGGCUCAGGGAAAUGUGCUCACCAUCAACUCCAAUGACACCACCAUCGGAAGAAACAGUGGCAUAUUCUGGGCGCUGCUGCAAUUCAGCUUGUUCUUUGGAAAUCUCUACAUAUACUGUGCCUGGCACGGACACGUCCACAUAACAGACAAAGACCGUCAGACGGUGUUCAUCUCUCUCACGGUGAUCAGUCUGGUUGGCUGCUUCCUCUUCUUUCUGAUCCGGAAGCCUGACCCUGAAUCCUCUCCCGCCGAGGUGUCAGAGUCCCUGCUGCAGGCCGAAUCCACAGAGAGCUCCACAGCUAGCUCAUCUCAAUCAGGCCUCUGCUCACAGGCUCUGAAUGCUUUUGUCCAAGCGUGCAAAAUAUUUGUCACCAAAGAGAUGAUGCUGCUGAGCAUCUCCAUAGGAUACACAGGCUUGGAGCUCACCUUCUACAGCGGGGUGUACGGGACGUGUAUUGGAUCGAUGACCCGGUUUGGCCAAGAUGCAAAGAGUUUGAUCGGUAUCUCUGGGAUCUGCAUCGGCAUAGGCGAGAUCUUAGGAGGGGGCGUGUUUGGGAUGCUGAACAAGUGCAACCGGUUUGGUAGGAACCCAGUGGUGCUGCUGGGGCUCAUCACUCACUUUGUUGCCUUUUACCUGAUUUUCCUGAACAUUGCGAGCGAUGCUCCUCUGGCCCCGGAGGCAGGAACAGAUCUGCAGGCCUACAUCAGCCCCAGUGUCAGCGUGGCGUUGCUCUGCAGCUUCCUGCUCGGUCUGGGCGACAGCUGCUUCAACACUCAGCUUCUCAGCAUCAUUGGCUUCAUGUUCCGUGACAAUAGCGCUCCCGCCUUCGCCGUGUUCAAGUUCAUCCAGUCCAUCAUGGCCGCUUUGGCCUUCUUCUACAGUAACUACCUGCUGCUGCACUGGCAGCUGCUCAUCCUGGUGCUGGCCGGUUUUCUGGGCUCGAUGAUGUUCUUCGUGGCCGAGUGGAUGGCGGAGUCCAGCAGGCGGGAAUCAGACUACGACAGCAUCUGAUCUGGUUCCGGUGAGGAUGUGGAGGGCACAGCUGGAGAUGUUUUGCUCUCCACAGCUGGAAAAAUCAGCCAGGGAUGAUGAAGGUAUCCUCUGCUAACAGAGACUGACACUGUGGUAUGUUUAGUUUAUAUGGAGCCACCCGGUCUGUACGGAGCCUGGCAGUGGCUGCAGGAGAACCAAAUCUUGAUCUCAACAUUUUUCUAUACUAAAUCUAAAGGCAUGGGGAGGUAUUGUGUGCACACCAGAUAUACCUCAUUUAGUUUCAUUCAUGGCCUGUCUUUCAUCGUGUUGUGCACACAAUAUGGUAAUCGAUCUAAACUAAAUAUGAAAAUAUACAUGGCAUGAUGAGUAGAGAUUUCUUAAUAAAGUAUCAAGCACUUUUGAUUCAAGGCCUGUCAGCUAUGAUAUAAAAUAACGGUAAUGGGCCCACGGCUAGUGCCUGUACAGAGAGCUCCUGAGGAGUAACACUGACUAUAUCAUGAAUCAGCUGCUGGUUUUAAUGUUUUCAGUUGGUGCAGCUGCUCUGGCUGCAUGUGUAGACUUACAUGAUAACUCCGGCAUUUUUGUACCUGGGCCUUAUUUUCUAUGUUUUUGAGUGUAACUAUUGACAAAAUAUCCUUUUUUUUUUUUCUAAGCAGAAACAGUCAUUAUGUCCCUACGUUUCAAAGACACCAGACUCCAUUGUGUGACUUUCAGUGGUGGAGGAACUAUUCAGACCCUUCAGUUAAUGUACCACACAAAAUACACAAACAAACGAAUUGUGGCAGCGGUAGACCAGCAACUUCUGCGAGGUAAAAUGUUUUUAUCAAGGAGCCUGGUGGCUUUGAACGUAGCGAUAUAACAGCUGUUCCAUGUUUAAAAAAGGAUCUUACUCUUAAACACAAAAGUCUAUCUCUGAAGGAAUCCAUAAUGUUGUCAGACAACAAUCUGAACCUGUCAGUCCCAAAAGAAGAACUUUAGUGGAUGUAUUUUGAUGUGAACAGCUGCACCAUUUUUAUUACAUUGCAACAGCUGUUUGUCUUGGUCAAUAGUAGACUGAAUGCAAAGAUAUUUAUCCCUAACAAUCCUUUACACCCAAAAAUGUGAGGAAAAUAAGCCCCAGGUUAAAGAAAAAUCCUGUAAGUUAUCCUUUAAAAGGAGAAAUGUGGUGUUUUCUUCUAUUCUAUAUUUUUCUUUUUCUCAACAACUCCCAUGAAAAGACCAAAAUCAACAGUGAGUGAGUUCCAUUAACAAGCGUCAGAGCGUGAAAUAGCUGAUUCCUCUGAGCCACAGAGCUCCACUGUUUUCAAACACUAUUAAAACACAUCAGUGAGCCUCACUGUUGCACUGGGUGACAUUUUUCUUCAUCACCAAUGAACACACACACUCUAGUUUAUUUUCACUGAGUCCCACACACACUGUCCUGCUGCCCCACAUAAUACAAACAUGAAACUUUGUUUUUGUGAGGUGUUUUUAAAGAUUUACGUCUUCAGUAGGAACCAAUGGGCUCAGAGCUGAGAGACACGUUAUUGGUUUUUCUCUUUUCAUGGGAUUUGAAGACAUUUGAAAUAGAAUAACGCCAGGCUGAUCUUUCCGCUCUGUUGUGGGACCUCUCCUGCACUCACAGGGGCAUGUCAUGUGCACAAAUUCAACUUUGAAAUACUGACAGAAAAGCCACUCCUGGGCUCCAUACGUCUGCGUUCUUCCCUCUAAAGUGCAAAAGGAAACUGUCAAAGACUGUGAUUUAGUCAUGUUGUGUAUCCACUGCUUUACUCUACAGUCUGUCCCACAUGUUUAGCUGCAGUCGCGACGUAAUCACAACCUCAAACUUUUACAACAGAUAUUCUGCAAUCGCAAGUCGUUGAGAUUGAUUGACUUUGAUUUAAAGACAUUACAGCAUCUGGGAGUGGAGCAGUUUAAAGGGAAACAUUAUCAAGAAUCUUUUUUUUUUUUUUUUUUUUUUGAGUGUGAAAUCCAUUUUCACUCUCACUCUUUAGCUAUGCCAUUCUUCUUCUUUUGAUACACUCAUCAUACACCAAGUGCUACAUAAUUGGUUUAGCUAUAAUAAGAUCCAGAUCGUCUUGAGGACAACCCAUGACUCCAAGAAACUUCUCAUAAUUACAAGUGGGUGACUUCAUUUAGUUCAGAUGAAAUUAAUGGAGGCUGUUUGGUUUGUGCAACAAAGAAAGAAAAAAAAAUGAGUCCUUUUCUUUUCUUUGCUGCUUUUUCUCACCUCUUUAAACUCUUAACCCUCUUUAAGGUGGAUUAAAGGGGUUACUCCAGUAACAGAAUGGUCAAAAGUGAAGCAGCAGACAGGUCAAGAUCCAAAAUUCCCAAUAAUGCACCUAGGUAGUGUCAUUUCUGAAACCCUCCCUGCCUGGUAAAUGUCUACGUCUUUCAAACUCCACACAACCAGUUUGCAAAACGGGCUUUCUCUUAAAGGUACCCUGAAGAGUUUUCAAGCCAUGUUUGUACGACAGGCUCUAUGUUGUAUCAUACAGUGUAUAUGUGAGCACACAGGUGCCAACAAAGAUAGUGUAGUGGAUGACUGCAAGCAAGCAAACAUGGAUGUUAGCGGUGCACAAUUUUAAAACAUUACAAAAUCAGCUUUUCAAAUGUUUUCAUGAGGGAUGUAGACAGGUCAGAAACACUGAACCUAAAUAUUACUUUUGUUUACAAAAAAAAAAAACUCCACGGGGAACCUUUAAGGAUUUAUAGUCCACACUGAGACGACCCUGAGCCAUUAAGGACUUUAUGUAUGAACUGUUGAACAUGACUAGUAAAUGAAUGUUGAUUUGUAAAAUCAGUGGAGUGUCCUUUUAACAUGGUGAACUAUCUGCGUACGUAUGGUCAAACAAAACUGCCACACUCCUAUCUUAAUACCUUGCUACCAUGCUUCCAACAUGACACACCCUCCUGAAUUAAGUUACCAAAGAUCUUUACUCAGUUUUUACAUUUACUUUAGAACAAACUAUGGACCUUUACUUUUCUGUCUCGCAGUUUCUUUACAAUGAGCAUUACAGCGUCACAGAGCUUGUCCUUUUCUUUUUAACUACCAUCAUUGUUGGCCAUUGAGAAACCAUUCUCCUCAAAUUAUUUCAAACUGAUUGGUUCCGAACCAACGCAGCGCUAAAUAUGGGCCUUUAGAUAUGUCGUCUUUUCCUGACAGCUUUAUGUAAUGUUGUGGUUGGAAAGGGCAACACAGAGCUGCAUCUCAUAAGCUGUAGUUUUUUCCCUUUCGAUUAAAGAGUCAAUUUAUGCAUUACAGUUCAUAUUCUAGGUAAUUUAUUGCCAAAUAAAAUAUGAGGGGGUGGGUUUACUGAAGUUUUGUUUCAUAUUGCGACUGAAAUAGAUGCAAUCAAUCUCAAGGAUAUUAAGGGAAAUGCAUGUGUACUUUGAAGAUGAUUUUAUACUUGAAUGUGGUAAUUAAGAAUGGCACCUGAACCUUCGCUUGCUUGUUUUUAUUAUCAAUAAAAUGUUAUUUUCAACAUUA
Seriola aureovittata is the source of this 5279-nucleotide messenger RNA. RefSeq names its product major facilitator superfamily domain containing 11 (gene mfsd11). NCBI's taxonomy places the organism in Eukaryota, Metazoa, Chordata, Actinopteri, Carangiformes, Carangidae. The transcript has 14 exons. The record is from RefSeq and is a predicted model, not a curated record. The coding region runs from base 446 to 1807 and encodes 453 amino acids.